Molecule: messenger RNA, 1847 nt
Organism: Malaya genurostris
Lineage: Eukaryota; Metazoa; Arthropoda; Insecta; Diptera; Culicidae
Gene: Amt
Product: putative ammonium transporter 2
Exons: 5
Coding region: 79-1812 (577 amino acids)
Biological process (GO): ammonium transmembrane transport; ammonium homeostasis
Cellular component (GO): membrane
Molecular function (GO): ammonium channel activity
Source: RefSeq, a predicted model, not a curated record
ACGGAUGGUUUGUCUCAGAUAUGUGUAAAAAAUAUUCUAAUUUUUUGAUCAGGUGUUACUAGUACCAAGCAUUGUAAGAUGGUAGAUUUCGUAACUGUGUCGAGCAACGUGCUCAGCAAUGUAACCGAUGAUGAUAUAACACGCAAAUCUUUACUUUACGAUUUUGGCGAGAAUGAUGCCGCUUUUAUUAUGAUCUGUGCAUUCCUGUUGGUAGCUCUACAGACGGGAUUUGCUUUGCUUGAAUCUGGAUGCGUUAGUGCCAAAAAUGAAACCGAUAUGAUGCUGCGAAAUGUUAUUGAUAUUGUUCUUGGCGGGAUUUCGUUUUGGUUGUUUGGAUAUGCCUUUAUGAUGGGGAGGAGUGAAUACAAUAAUCCAUUUUUUGGAUUAGGAGAUUUCGUUAUCGAUACCUCAAUAGCGGAUCCAUUGAUGGGUCAGAUUAUGGUAGUGUAUCUCUUCCAGAUGACAUUUUCAGCUUCUGCUACAACUAUUGUCGGAGGAGCUGUCGCCGAAAGGUGCAAUUUCAAAGCAUAUUGCUUAUUUUCAUUCCUCAAUACUAUUGUUUAUUGCAUUCCUGCUGGAUGGGUUUGGGGUGAGCAUGGUUUCCUGAGUAAAUUAGGCGUAGUUGAUAUCGCAGGAAGUGGCCCAGUUCACCUUGUUGGAGGAGCUUCGGCAUUCGCGUCAGCUAUAAUGCUUGGCCCCCGACUUGGACGGUAUGCUAAGGGCUUAGACCCCUUGCCAUUGGGAAAUCCAGUCAAUGCUUGCAUGGGACUAUUUGUUUUGUGGUGGGGAUGGCUUGCGUUCAAUUCAGGUAGCACAUAUGGAGUUAGUGGAGCUAAAUGGGUCUAUGCUGCUCGAGCCGCUGUAAUGACAAUGAUGGGUUCAUUUGGCGGUGGAUUUUUUAGCAUUUUAUACUCAAUGUUUCGUAACGAAGGUCGCUUAGAUAUUGUGGAUCUUAUCAACGGAAUAUUGGCAUCAUUGGUAUCGGUUACAGCAGGUUGUUUCUUGUACCACGCAUGGGAAUCUAUUGUUAUUGGAAUUGUUGGUUCGGCCUUAUGCUGUUUAAGUAUGCCCCUUUUAGACAAAAUGGGUGUCGAUGAUCCAGUUGGUGCGAGCGCAGUUCAUGGAGUAGCUGGAAUUUGGGGUGUUUUAGCAGUGGGUUUGUUUGCCGAUAAUCCUCUACCGCUCGCUACAACAAAUGGGAGGCUGGGACUGUUGAAAGGAGGCGGUUGGUAUCUACUUGGUGUUCAAUCGCUAUCAGCUUUAUGCUUGGCUUCUUGGUCAAUAUGUACAACACUAGCACUUCUGUGGAUUAUUAACAAAAUAGUGCCAAUCAGAAUGGAUCCGAACGAAGAGCUCUUAGGUGCCGAUCUAAUGGAACAUCGUAUUAGACAUUCUCAAAUUGGAAUAUCAAGAGCUAUAUCUGCGUUAGCACCUUUGAAGAUUGAUUUGGAGGAUGUUAUAGAUGCUCCAUCUGUUGGACGAAACCCAGGACACGAUCAAUGCGUGGAUGAGAUUCGAGCGGCUAGCAAAAAACUGUAUGAAUGGCGAUCCUUCAUGGAUAGAAUGUCUCCACAGAAGAAAUCUAACGAGCAUAAAACUUCUGAAAAUGUUUCUACGCGAAAGGAUUCUUUCAAGCUUCGUAGUUUGAACCGAACAAAUAAAACCGAUGGCAUGUUAUAUGCUGAUAAUUUUGGUUUUGACGGUAAAUUUACCAACAAAGUGACGAGUAAUAAACCAUUUGUGAUUACUGGAACAACUGAAGGUAGUGCCCAACAAGAUCGAGUAGAUCAAAAUUUUGCAUGGAUUGACUAAAUAAUUAAUAUUUUGUUAUACAUAUUAUUAUUUAA